AUGAAGUUUCAAAAACCAUACAGGUCUCCAACUGGUAUUGGAGGUGAUUUCAAUCCAAAUACUUUAGAUUUAAAUUUAAAUAAUGUACCCGCUGCUACAUUGGGUUUAAUUUCAGCAACUGCAGUUAAUGCCUUACCAGAUAAAGAUUCAUAUACAACAUUUGAUAUUUUAAAAGUCAAUAUUUUAAGAAUUAUCUUUAGAAUUACUUUAUUUAUUUACUUUACAAUCUUUGGAAUGUAUUCAACUGCUAUUAAUUUCAUUUUCUUGGUCCAAGUAUUCAUUUUUGAUUUAAAAUUACAAUUAUUUGAUUUUCAAGCAGAUCCAAAUUUAAAUAUGGUUCAACAAUGGUUUGCAAAAUGUAUAUUUUACAAGACUACACUUUUAUCAAUCCCAUUAUUGUUAUUUAAAGUUUUUAAAUUAACUUCAAAUACUCCAAUUGGUUUAAAUUCAGUAUUACGGUAUAUUCCAAAAAUUAACACACCUGAAUCAAUUUCAUUAAUUUUAUAUUUAAAUCCAGCUAAAUUACAAGCACCACCUGAAAUUCCUCAACCUUAUUUAGAUUCAGAUAAGAAAAUUAAAGUACCAAGUAAGAAAGAUAUUCAAUAUGUUUUGGCAGUUAAAUCAGAGUACAUGACCGCACUCCAAACUCAUAAUGCAGCGGAACGAGUUAGAUUAUUGAGAGAAAUUGGCAGAUUUAUCACUUGGUGUUGUUUAGUACCCACAAUUAAAGAAAUAUCAAUUUAUGAAAGAACGGCCGCAUGUUGGGAUGGAAACAUUGUGUAUAUAGAUUCAAUUAAGAAUUCGAUUCUUGUUGAAUUGAUUUCAAUGGCUAAUACGUUUGAUCCAAUUGAGUUAAAAAAGUUUAAAAGAUUAUUACCAAAGAUAGUUUUAGUUGAUAAAUUUUCGAAAAGUGAAUUUAUUGUAAACGAAUCAGAAACCGAUCUUUAUGAAUUACAAUCAAAUGCAUCAAGUAUUCAAAUAGAUGAAGAUGAAUUACCUAGACGAGGAAACGAUACUUUAAUUGUUAAUUUGUGUGAUGAAAGAAUCAGAGAUACAAACUUACAAAUUGUCAAAAAUAAGAUAAUUAAUGAAUUAGAUUCGUUUGAUUCUGAAGAUGAAGUAUUUACGCAACAAUUUCCAAAUACGUCACAAUUGAUAAUUGCACCAAAGAGUAAUUCAAAUGAAUUUAGAAAUAAAUUAAAUGGAUAUAUGUCAAUAGAUAAUAAUAAAGAAGAUAGAACUAAACCAAUUGUAUAUUUUUCACAUUUAGAAUUUGGAUUCCCUUUUUUUUCAAGAUCAUUAUAUACUUAUUCAUUAGAAUUCCCAUUUGAAGUUAAUCAAAAACCAAAAAAUCAAGAAAGUGUUAAAGAAGCAGUUGAAAAACCAAGUGAAGAUAAUCCAAUUGAAAGAGUUGAAAGUAAUUCAGUAUUAGAUUCAAUCGAAUUAGGUACUAAUACAGAUUAUAUUGUUAAUUAA
Molecule: messenger RNA, 1476 nt
Organism: Insectozyma verbasci
Lineage: Eukaryota; Fungi; Ascomycota; Pichiomycetes; Serinales; Debaryomycetaceae
Source: the annotation of a GenBank genome assembly